This is a messenger RNA of Pelobates fuscus (common spadefoot toad), 2550 nucleotides long. Its product is annotated as proline-rich protein 36-like. The record is from RefSeq and is a predicted model, not a curated record. The transcript has 3 exons. The coding region runs from base 1 to 2550 and encodes 849 amino acids. Lineage: Eukaryota; Metazoa; Chordata; Amphibia; Anura; Pelobatidae.
AUGAAGGUGGAUAGAAGGAACUGUCUUCUCAUUCACCUCCAGCUUCUCAUUCCCCACCAGCUUCUCAUUCCCCCCCAGCUUCUCAUUCACCCCCCCCAGCUUCUCAUUCACCCCAGCUUCUCAUUCACCUCCAGCUUCUCAUUCCCCCCCAGCUUCUCAUUCACCCCAGCUUCUCAUUCCCCCCCCCCAGCUUCUCAUCCCCCCAGCUUCUCAUUCACCCCAGCUUCUCAUUCACCCCCCAGCUUCUCAUUCACCCCAGCUUCUCAUUCACCCCCCAGCUUCUCAUUCACCCCCCAGCUUCUCAUUCACCCCAGCUUCUCAUUCACCUCCAGCUUCUCAUUCCCCCCCAGCUUCUCAUUCACCCCAGCUUCUCAUUCACCUCCAGCUUCUCAUUCCCCACCAGCUUCUCAUUCCCCACCAGCUUCUCAUUCACCCCAGCUUCUCAUUCCCCCCCAGCUUCUCAUUCACCCCCAGCUUCUCAUCCCCCCCCCAGAUUCUCAUUCCAUUCCAGCUUCUCAUUCACCCCAGCUUCUCAUUCACCCCAGCUUCUCAUUCCCCCCCAGCUUCUCAUUCCCCCAGCUUCUCAUUCCCCACCAGCUUCUCAUUCCCCACCAGCUUCUCAUUCCCCCCAGCUUCUCAUUCCCCCCAGCUUCUCAUUCCAUCCCAGCUUCUGAUUCCCCCUGCUUUUCAUUCCUCCAGCUUCUCAUUCCCCCAGCUUCUCAUUCCUCCUGCUUUUCAUUCCUCCAGAUUCUCAUUCCUCCAGAUUCUCAUUCCUCCAGCUUCUCAUUCCCCCAGCUUCUCAUUCAACCCAGCUUCUCAUUCACCCAGCUUCUCAUUCACCCAGCUUCUCAUUCCCCCCAGCUUCUCAUCCAUCCAGCUUCUCAUUCACCCCCAGCUUCUCAUUCACCCCCAGCUUCUUAUUCACCCCCAGCUUCUCAUUCCCCCAGCUUCUCAUUCAUCCAGCUUCUCAUUCCCCCAACUUCUCAUUCCCUCCAGCUUCUCAUUCCCCCAGCUUCUCAUUCACCCCAGCUUCUCAUUCCCCCAGCUUCUCAUUCCCCCAGCUUCUCAUUCCCCCAGCUUCUCAUUCACCCCCAGCUUCUCAUGCACCCAGCUUCUCAUGCACCCAGCUUCUCAUGCACCCAGCUUCUCAUUCCUCCAGCUUCUCAUUCACCCCCAGCUUCUAUUCCUCCACCUUCUCAUUCACCCCCCGCUUCUAAUUCACCCAGCUUCUCAUUUAACCCAGCUUCUCAUUUAACCCAGCUUCUCAUUCCUCCAGCUUCUCAUCCCUCCAGCUUCUCAUUCCCCCAGCUUCUCAUUCCCCCAGCUUCUCAUUCCCCCAGCUUCUCAUCCAUCCAGCUUCUCAUUCACCCAGCUUCUCAUUCCCCCCAGCUUAUCAUCCAUGCAGCUUUUCAUUCACCCCCAGCUUCUCAUUCCCCCAGCUUCUCAUUCCCCCAGCUUCUCAUUCCCCCAGCUUCUCAUUCCCUCCAGCUUCUCAUUCCCUCCAGCUUCUCAUUCCCCCAGCUACUCAUUCACCCCCAGCUUCUCAUUCACCCCCAGCUUCUCAUUCACCCCCAGCUUCUCAUUCCCUCCAGCUUCUCAUUCCCCGAGCUUCUCAUUCACCCGCCACUUGUCAUCCCCCCAGCUUCUCAUUCCCCCCCAGCUUCUCAUCCAUCCAGCUUCUCAUUCACCCCCAGCUUCUCAUUCACCCCAGCUUCUCAUUCCCCCCACCUUCUCAUUCCCCCCACCUUCUCAUCCAUCCCGCUUCUCAUUCACCCCAGCUUCUCAUUCACCCCCAGCUUCUCACUCCUCCAGCUUCUCAUUCACCCAGCUUCACAUUCCCCCCAGCUUCUCAUUCACCCAGCUUCUCAUUCACCCAGCUUCUCAUUCCUCCAGCUUCUCAUCCACCCAGCUUCUCAUUCAUCCAGCUUCUCAUUCACCCCCAGCUUCUCAUUCACCCCCAGCUUCUCAUUCACCCCCAGCUUCUCAUUCACCCCCAGCUUCUCAUCCCUCAAGCUUCUCAUUGACCCAGCUUCUCAUUCCUCCAGCUUCUCAUCCACCCAGCUUCUCAUUCCUCCAGCUUCUCAUUCCCCCCAGCUUCUCAUUCCCCCCAGCUUCUCAUUCACCCCCAGCUUCUCAUUCACCCCCGCUUCUCAUUCACCCCCAGCUUCUCAUUCACCCCCAGCUUCUCAUUCACCCCAGCUUCUCAUUCUCCCAGCUUCUCAUUCUCCCAGCUUCUCAUUCUCCCAGCUUCUCAUCCCUCCAGCUUCUCGUUCCCCCAGCUUCUCAUCCCUCCAGCUUUUCAUUCACCCCCAGCUUCUCAUCCCUCCAGCUUCUCAUCCACCCCUAGCUUCUCAUUCACCCCCAGUUUUUCAUCCCUCCAGCUUCUCAUUCCCCCAGCUUCUCACCCCUCCAGCUUCUCAUCCCUCCAGCUUCUCAUCCCCCCCAGCUUUCUAUUCCUCCAGCUUCUCACCCCUCCAGCUUCUCAUCCCUCCAGCUUCUCAUCCCCCCCAGCUUCCUAUUCCUCCAGCUUAUCAACCCUCCAGCUUCUAA